AUGUCGAAAAGGUUUAAAGAAUAUAUCCAACUAAAUGAAUAUGUUGGAAAAUUUAAUCCAUCUAAUUCACUAUUUUACGCUUUGAGACCAAAGAAGCUUUUCCAAACCAUUUUAAUCGGUGGAUUAUUUACUAUUUUGCUUAUACUAUAUGAUAUUCACUCGGUUCCCAAUCAAUAUGAUAUUCACUCGGUUCCCAAUCAAUAUGCUCAGCAUUCUGUCGGAAUAUCUCAAGAAUCGUACAAUUAUGGUGUUAAUAAAUGUAAUAUGAUAAACCGUGCAAAACCUAAUAAUAAGUUUGAACGAACAAGUAAUCCUAGAUUCGUUCCAGGAACAAAAACCAUUAUCUUGAAAAAUGGAAAGAUCUUAACCGGAAAAGGAGAUUGUAUUUUAGGUGAUAUCAUCUUAAAAAAUGGGUUAAUUCAUGAUAUUGGACCGAAUCUCAAUGAUGAAGAUGCUACUAUAAUUGAUCCUGAAAUAAUUUCUAGUCAUGCCGGUGUCAUCUCUUGGCCAUAUUUGACUGCUACUGUUGACAUGAACGAAGAUUCCAAUCCGAUCACGUCUUUCGUUAUUCUGCCUGGUAGCUCUAACUUGAUGGGUGGUGAAGGUUUCGUUAUUAAAAUGCGACCCGUCGAUACCUUGUCAGUGGAUGAUAUGGGGAUUUAUGCAAAUAUUGAUCCUGAAAAAGAGAGAGUUUGGCGUUGGCUAAAAAUGGCUUGUGGUGAAAAUAUAAAGUGGACCUACGCUAUUCUUACCGGACGCAUGCCUUUUACACGGAUGGGAGAAGCAUGGCUCUUCCGUAAACACUUUGCUGAGGCACAAGCGUUGAAGCAGAGACAAGAUGAUUGGUGUGAAGCUGCAAGCAAAUUGGGUAUCACCGGGCAGUUGAAUUCAUAUUUUCCGGAGGAACUCCGACUCGAUAGUUUGGUUGCAUUAUUAAGGGGCGAUGCGAGAUUGAAUGUCCACUGUUAUGAGACCUAUGAUAUAGAAGCAAUCAUUCGACAUUCUUUGGAAUUUAAUUUUAAUAUUACAGCUUUACAUCAUGCGCUAGAUGCUUAUCGUAUUCCUGAUAUUAUUAAAAAACGGGUAAAAAAUAACAUUACUGUUGCAACAUUCUCUGACCUUUGGGGCUUCAAGAAGGAAACAUUUCAAGCUAGUACAAAGGCUCCGAAAAUUUUAGCCGAUGCACACAUUCCCGUAGCAUUAAAAUCGGAUCAUCCUGCAAUAAAUGCGCAAGCUUUGAUGUUUGAAGCUUCCAAGGCACAUUAUUAUGGUCUUGAUGAACAUCUUUCUCUUGCAGCUGUUACAUCAGUACCCGCAAAAGCCCUUGGUUUAGAUCAUCGCAUUGGUCAAAUUUCAAAGGAAUAUGAUGCUGAUGUUGUGGUUUGGGAUUCUCAUCCAUUGGAGUUAGGUGCAACUCCAUUAGAAGUUUAUAUAGAUGGAAUUCCUCAAUUCAACACUUCCUUACGUGUACUUGAAAAUGAUAUAUCAAAACCAAUCCCAUCAAAUAAUAGAAAUGCAUCUAUGUCAAAGUCAAAUUUUACGCGGAAGUCUGUUAAAUCACGAUUAGCCACCUCAAUUAUGUUAAAAAAUGUUAGCAAGAUUUACGUUGAUGGGAAUCAAACAAUUGAUGCCACUUUAUCCACACAAGGAGAUAUUAGCUUAAUAGUUAAAGAUGGUAUUGUCGAAUGUAUUGGUAUUAAUUGUACACAACCAGAUCAUAUUUCAUCGUAUGAAGUAAUAGAUUUAAAUGGUGGAUAUGUAUUACCAGGAUUUACAGCUGUUGCGCCAUCUCUAGGACUAUCAGUGUUCCCUAGAGAACCCACCACAACAGAUGGUGAAGUGACACCUGUAUCCAAUCCUAACAAUGCUGAAGAAAUUAUCUAUGCCAUCGAUGGAUUGAAAUUGGGAGGCAAACAUUUAGAGGUCGCGCAUAAGGCUGGAGUAUUUACUGCUGUCACUGCGCCUCUCUCGUCUAAAGGCGGGCUUACUGGAGUUUCUAUGGCAUUUGAAACUGGUGCUAACACUGAUAAUAUUUUUGGUCGUGCUGCACGUGGGGAGAUCCCCUUAGUAGUAAAUACUCAUAGCAAAGAUGAAAUUGCUUCUUUGAUCCGAUUGAAAAUUCAAGUUGAGAAUAAUGGUGGACAUUUAAACCUUGUGAUACUGGGUGGUGCUGAAGCUUAUAUUCUUGCCGCUGAAUUGGCUGAACAUAAAAUACCCGUAAUACUUAUCCCGCUCCGAGCUAUUCCAAAGUUUUGGACAGCUCAACAUGUGUUAACAGGGGCACCUAUUACCAAUACAACUGGAAUUGAUAUUCUUUAUGCGAAUGGAGUUAAGAUAGGAAUAGGUGUGGCAAUAGCAGGUUUGGAAAGAAAUUUAAUAUGGGAUGCUGGCUGGGCACAUAUAAAUUCUAGAGGAUUGAUUUCAGAAAAAGAUUCAUUUGGAUUUAUUUCAUGGACUUUGGAAGAAAUUCUUGGUUUAAAUACGAGAGAUAGAAGGUUAAUGAAAGGCAACAUUGCAAAUUUUAUAGCGUAUGAUGGAAAUCCUUUUGAUAUGAAUACAAGGGUGAAAAUUGUUGCCGGUGGUGGUAAGAGUAAAAUUCUUAUUGACCCUGAACAAGAUUAUUCCAAAAGAGUUAAAAGAGAUAAUCAAAAUAGUAGUUUGAACAAAGCGCGGCGUGAUGACGAUAACGAGGAAGGAAUUUAUACGGUUGAAAACAUAUUAGCACAUAGAUUAUCAACAAAUGGACAUCUUCAAUACAAAGUAAAAUGGGCUGGUUAUGAUGAAAGUGAAUCGUGUUGGGUAAACGCUACUGAUGUGUUUGCACCAUAUUUUGUUACCCGUUAUUGGAAUGACCAAAAGAUGAAAUCAUCUGCACAAUCGUCCAAACAAAGUGUUAAAAAUAAUCAAUCAAAUAAAGAAAUCAGUUCGGAUAUCAAGGAUAAUCAAGAUCAAGCUCAAAUUAAUUCUAAACGGUUGAGAAAUAAAACGAAAAAUAAUAGUCAAGCUAAUAUCUCUUAUGAUGACACGACUCCAAUGUGUUUGAGUAAGGUUGAUAAAAUAAGCAACGUAAAUUCAAACAAUGACAUCUCUUCAGACGAUAGUAAUGCUAACUGCUCAUUUAAUGAGACUUUUGAUAAUACGGAUGAAGACAAUUUUAUGAACACAAAUAGUAUCUCUUCAAAAAGUGAUAACCUCAAUACUGUGGUUGAGAUUGAAACUACUAGUUUUAAUAAGAAUGUGAAAACAGAUAAAGAUACUACAAAAGUUAAUGAUGUCGAAGAUGACAAUUCAUAUAUUAUUGUUUCCGAAGAUGAUCCACUGAAUUUGGUAGAGAUUGUUCUUGAUGUGAAACCUAUUGACGCUCAAUUGCAACAAAAAAACUUUGAUAAAGAUAUUACACAAGAACCACAAUGUGCUCAUGAACAAAUUAAUUUCAGAGCAGAAAAGAAUUGGGAGAAUUAUGCGACAGUUAUUGAUAUCAAAAUUGACCCUGGUAGUGGGGAUCUUAUGUGUGUUCUAAAAUGGUAA
Racocetra fulgida is the source of this 3528-nucleotide messenger RNA. The record is from the annotation of a GenBank genome assembly. NCBI's taxonomy places the organism in Eukaryota, Fungi, Glomeromycota, Glomeromycetes, Diversisporales, Gigasporaceae.